AUGACAGAGGAUGGGGACCGGUAUCUGCUCAGUUUCAAGUAUCGCACCGGUGCUCAGAUCAAUUUUGUCCUGGAGCUGCCAAACUUACCGGUCGUCCAGUCACCCGCCGGUGGUGAGCUUGAUAAGAGCCGAAUAGUGGUCUUCGUAGGUGACGAACGUGAUGAAGACUGGACUGCGCAUCUCAAACAGAUGUGGGACAAGGUCGGUAACGCGGAGAGCAGUACCCCGGGAUGGGCACUUCAAGCCUCUAUCACUACGCGUCGCGUUUUCAAUCAGCUCAUAUCUACUCUAGAUGUCAUUAACACGGAGAGUCUGGCUGAUUACAACAAUGAUAUAGGCGAGUUGGAUUUGAGCCAGGGCAAGGAUCUGUCGAAUCAUAUUCGAAGCCGGGAAGAAUUAUUCAUAAUGUCCAAUGCAAUCCAUCCCUGCCCCGAUGGUGGUGCUAAUAUGCCAGUAUUCCUGGAGCGCCCAUGA
Alternaria burnsii is the source of this 474-nucleotide messenger RNA. RefSeq lists its product as uncharacterized. The transcript has a single exon. Bases 1 to 474 code for a protein of 157 amino acids. The record is from RefSeq and is a predicted model, not a curated record. NCBI's taxonomy places the organism in Eukaryota, Fungi, Ascomycota, Dothideomycetes, Pleosporales, Pleosporaceae.